Molecule: messenger RNA, 1236 nt
Organism: Harpegnathos saltator (Jerdon's jumping ant)
Lineage: Eukaryota; Metazoa; Arthropoda; Insecta; Hymenoptera; Formicidae
Exons: 2
Coding region: 1-1236 (411 amino acids)
Molecular function (GO): nucleic acid binding
Source: RefSeq, a predicted model, not a curated record
AUGGCUCCUAGCGAUUUCAUUUCGCACUCGCUUUGGUUCAACGGUCCGGACUUCCUGCUCACUCGCAUAUGGCCCUCACCUCCUAUCACGGGUGUGACGCUGGAGGUGCCGGAGCGUCGUUUGGUCGUCCACGUCGCCCGAUUGGAGAAGGAGGAGAGCCCUGUUCUCGUAAGGUUUUCGACUAUGACAAGGCUACGAGUGACAGCCUGCAUGAAACGAUGGAUCGGGCGCUUCCGGGGCAUGAUUCCACCGUCGCCCGGCCUGACUCCUGAGGAGCUGCGACAUGCGGAGUUGCUGUGGAUCCGUCACGUGCAGGCCGUGUCUUUUGAGAGCGAGCUCAGGGCUAUCGACUGCGAACGGCAGCUUCCGAGGUGUAGCUCUCUUCUACACCUCACUCCCUUCAAGGACGUGAAGGGAAUCCUGCGGGUUGGUGGUCGCCUAAAACAUGCGCUCCUCUGCUACGACGAGCGCUAUCCGAUUAUUCUGCCACCGCGCUCGCACUUCACCCGGCUAGUGAUCGACGCUGCUCACAGACGCAUGAUGCAUGGCGGAGUCCAACUCGUGCUGGCCACCAUCCGAGGACGGUACUGGGUGUCUCAGGGUCGUCGGCUGGUCAAGGAGCACGUCUAUCGCUGCCCUCUUGUGCGAUGGCGGGCGGCUGAGCCUCAGCCUCAGAUGAGCUGCCUACCGGAGUCCAGGGUCUUGCCUUGUCGGCCCUUCCUGAGGACGGGACUACGCCUUCCUGAGGACGGGACUACGCCGGGCCUGUUCUUCUCCGCUCGACUCGAGGGCGAGGGCACUCUGCGUCUAAGGCACUAUUCAUCGAGCGCGUACCUGGCGGCCUUCUGGUGCUUCACUUCGCGGCGUGGCGCAUGUCUUGAGCUGUACAGCGACUGCGGGACGACCUUCAUAGGCGCUGACAAGCAGCUGCGCACUCUGUUCCGGGCGUUGGCGCCUGAAGCCAAGAUUGCAGCGGACCAACUAGUCAGCGAGGGCACAUGGUGGCACUUCAAUCCUCCUGGCGCUCCUCACUUUGGCGGACUCUGGGAGGCAGCCGUCAAGUCCAUCAAGCAUCACUUACGGCGGAUGAUCGGCGUGGCCACUUUCACCUAUGAGGAGAUGGCCACUCUUCUAUCGCAAGUCGAAGCUUGCCUGAACUCACGUCCACUGCGAUCCUUGACGGACGACCCGGAUGACCUGACGGCCUUGACUCCAGGACACCUUCUGAUCGGCUAG